AUAGUUUUAAUAACAACUCCGCACAGUUAACAUCGUGUACAAAAUUUUCUUUUUCUCUGUGUUUUAUAUAUGCAUAUAUAUAUAUUUUUUUCUUCUGUAGUUGAACUAAAUUCCAAGUGGUAAAAAUUUUGCAGUAAAUCAUAUAGUGUAGUAGUUUAGCACGCAUCAUGUCUGUCCAGCACAAAGCAAUCAGUUCGUUGCCCACACAGAGCGUCAUGUACUCCCAAUUGCAGCCAUGGAGCCAUGCGGGUGCGCCGCCCUGCAUGGAGCCAAUCAGCGGAGCGACGGUGCCGCCACGCCUGGGUGCCUCCUACGAAACAACGCAACGCCAUCCCUGGCGACCCAAGAUGGCCUUUGAGAUGAUCGAGGUCAAGCAUCUGCCGGAGCAGCCGGUGACCAAUCAGAUGACCCAGCCAUGCUUUGUCCCCCAGGGAAUGAAAACGGAGGGCAUGAUAUUCCCAAAUCUUGUCACCGGAUUCGAGCGCAAUCCUCAGCAUGCCGCUCGAGCUGCUCUCUACACGCGAUACACAAACAACGAGUGGCACAACAACAACUUGGGCAUCUACGGCGAGUCCAACACAAAUCGCAAUAUGUCGGAGCGUAUGCGCAAUGAUGCAGUGCGUCUGAUGCGCGAAACAGACGAGACUGCGUCGACGGGUCAACGUGAUGCUGGGCGGCGACUGGGUGAGCGCAUUACGGACUUGACCUUUUGGCGCAACGAGCUGAAUGCAGAGCUGGAGAAGCUUAUUGGCGAGAUGUCCGAUAUCAAUGAAUUGCAGCGGCAGUGUGGCAAGGCCAUGUUGGAUCUGGAGAUACCGCUGCACAUUGCACAGGAGUGUCUCUUUCAUCGCGAGGCACGCCAGGGCAUGGAGAAGGUGCACGACAAUGUGGAGAAGGCGUUGCUCCUGGAGAUCGAUCAUUUGCGGCAAUCGCGCGACCGUCUCAAGGAUCUGCAUGAGAAGAUCGCCAAGCAGGCGAUUGAUUGCCGCGGUGCCCAACAUUUGCUGGAAAUCGAUGUAACCCAAAAAGAAUCCACCAUGGGCAUCGACUCGAUGUGCCAUCGCCUGAACAAUCACAGUCGCGGCAUCACCUACUACGGUGGUAUCGAGAAAUACGAUCCCACUGUCAGCACACAGGACUCCUGGGCCCUAGCCAGCAGCGAGCAUGUCAAACGAUCGCAGGCGGAGCGUGCUAAAUUGUCGCAGCUGCGCAGCGAUGCACAGAAUGUUGUCAAUGCCGUUGCCUCCUCGGUGUGGGACUUCUGGAACAAUACGAACAAUGCGUUGGAUAGACGGGCUCAGGAUAUGUCCGGAGCCAAAAAUCGUGUGCAAAUGCAUCUGCAAAAGGUUCAGCAGGAGCUGUUCGAUAUGGAGAAGCAUCUGUUUCUGCUGCAAAAGGCCAUACAGGAUAAGGCGAAUCCGCUUAGGGUGGCUCAGACGCGACUCGAAGCGCGUUCCCAUCGCGAGGGCAUGGAGCUCUGCAAGGAUACGGCUCACGAUCGACUUGUGGUUGAGGUGCAGGAUUUGCAGGGCACUGUCGAUGUGCUACAUCACAAGUUGCAACAGGCGGAGGCCACACAUCAGUCGCUGCUGAAAACACGUUGCAUCCUGGAGGAGGACUUGCGCAACAAGGUCAACGCUUUGUUUAUCGAUCGUGAGAAAUGCAUGAGUCUACGGCGCUCUUUCCCCAUUACCAACUUGAUUCGUUAUUGAUCAACUUUUCGAAUUAAUUGUUAAUUAAAAAAAAUUGUGUCACGUGUCUAUGUCGAGUGUAAUCAUUAUGCACAAAUAUAUAUCCUGCAUUUUA
Messenger RNA from Drosophila grimshawi, 1806 nucleotides. RefSeq names its product tektin-3. Gene Ontology annotation, cellular component: microtubule cytoskeleton; nucleus. Bases 168 to 1712 code for a protein of 514 amino acids. The record is from RefSeq and is a predicted model, not a curated record. Gene Ontology annotation, biological process: cilium assembly; cilium movement involved in cell motility. The transcript is spliced from 4 exons. NCBI's taxonomy places the organism in Eukaryota, Metazoa, Arthropoda, Insecta, Diptera, Drosophilidae.